GGCAGGGGUGGGGGUGGUAGGGCACCUCCUGGAGAGUGCAGGGGGUUUGAGAGCAUCCUCACCCUCCACUCCUCUGGCAUCCUUCUGUCUUCUUGUCCCCCUCUUUCUCUACCAUACUGUCUAGAUGAGGGGCUGCGUAUUCCUCCCUCCCCUACGUGGUAAUUCCAGUCCCCAUUCUGCUGCUGGAUGACUUUGAAGAAGUUGCUUCUCCUCUCUGUUCCUCAGUUUCCUCAUCUGUAAAAUGGGAUGGGAGUCAGGGUUCUGGCCAGAUCAUGACAUGGUGUCCUAAAGAGAGACCUAACAAGAGGUACAGCAUCUGCAAAUCUCAGAUCCCUUAUGGAAGGAGAUAGUUCCCUUUAUACUAGCACCUGAACCCAAAGAUGAAAUUCAAAAAAAUAAGUUCAACUGAUUGUUUAAAAAAAUUCCAUAAUAUACAGUGGGGUGAGAGGUUGGAACCUGAGAGCCCAGGUUCAAAUUCCAGCUUCACCACUUCCUUCCCGUAUGCCUUGAGACAAGUAAGGAAACCUUCAUGAGCCUCCAUUUCUGUACCUAUAAAAUAGGGAUAAUGCUAGUACCUCCCUCAUAGUGAUGCAAGCAUAAAAUGAGUUAAUACACAAAGGCAUUUAGAACACAUAGUAAGUGCCACAUGUGUGACUGUUGCUUUUAAUGUUGUUAUCACUACUGCUGCUAUUAUUAAUGCAGUAUGGCUACAUGGUCAAAAUUUUAAAGCAUAGGCAAAGGAUAAAUGAGAAAAAUUAGUCUUCUUUCCUCUUCCCCCAAUAUCUUCCUGUGUCCUAAAGAUACUCACUGUGAACCAGGUCCCCCAUGGGACCUGAUUCUGGUUUAGGCUGUUUCUGGUCUUUUGCCAUCAGAACCAUCACCAAAUUCUCCUGUGUAUCACAUCAGAACUUGUAAUACAUAGAGGAACAUACUCAUUUAUCUCUUUAACAACAGCAUCUCAGGAUCAUGUUCUACUUGCUAUUGUGCUCCUUGCCUUUUUUUUUUUUUUUUUUUUAAAUGAGAAGCAACUUCUCAUUUAAAAAAAAAAAAAAAAAAAAAAAGUCUCUGUCACCCAGGCUGGAGUGCAGUGGCACAAUCUCGGUUCACUGCAACAUCUACCUCCUGGGUUCAAGCAAUUCCCCUGCUUCAGCCUCUUGAGUAGCCAGGAUUACAGGCAUAUAUCACCAUGCCAGGCUAACUUGUAUUUUUUUAAUAGGGACGGUUUUGCCAUAUUGUCCAGGCUGGUCUGGAACUCCUGACCUCAGGUGAUCCGCCCACCUUAGCCUCCCAAAGUGCUUGGGAUGGCAGGUGAUAGCCACUGGGCCCAGCCUGCUCCUUUCGGCUUUAACAUGUCUGGGAGCUCAUCUCUCAUCUAUGGCUCUUAUAUAUUCUCAUCUAUGGCUGUGUGGGUGUUCUGCUGGAUGUUUGUACCAUAUUCCAUUUUACCAGUCUCCACUGGUAAAAUGGCAUUUAGGCUGUUUCUGGUCUUUUGCCAUUAGAAACAAUAGACACAAAUCUUCCUGCACAGCUACCUUUGGCCCUUGAGUUAAUCUCACUUGAGAAUAAUUUCCCAGAAGAUAAGUUGCCAAGGCAAAGGGUAUGCAUGUUGAAAAGUCUGAUGUCAUGUUGUUGAAUUACCUUCUGAAGAGAUGGCACUAUUCAAAGAUACAGCUGUCUCUGUUGGCAGUUUCAGGCAAGGGGUAUGAUGUGUUUUACACCCCUCCUUGGGAUCAGCCGAGGGGCUCAGCCCCCACAGUGGCCCAGGGGACCACCUGACAUAUCGCCCAGUGGGAAUGAGUGGGCACCUUAUCCCUAAAAACCUACAUUCUGCUCUAUUCUGUGAUAGAUUGUUCCAGAAGCCCCUGGCUGGACCUUCUGAGAGCCUGGGACAAUGGCGAGGGUUGGGGGUUCCCUGUAGGACUCUAAUAUUCGCCAUUGGACUCAGUCACAUGAGGCUCUCAUUUGGUCUUUAUCCCUCCAGGGUCCCUCAUGGAUCACAUGUCACACUUUACCAAUCAAUCCUGAGACAUACUUAGUCUUCUAGGUCCAGGCUCUGCUUUGAACUGAUCUUCCCAAAAAGCCCUGUGAGGUACUUUGUUAGUUCCUUUUUCAGAUGAGAAAACUAAGGUUCUAAGAGCUGAAGUGACCAUCUCAGGCAACACUGGUACAUGGUGAAACCAGGAUUUGAAAUCAGGUCUGACUUGCCAUUUUCAUGGAUGAGGACACCAAGGCUGAGAGAGACAGAGGGACCACCCCAAGGUAUCUGUCGCCAGGCUGGAGAGAGAGGUGUUAUCUUGGCUCACUGCAACCUCCACCUCCCAGGUUCAAGUGAUUGUUCUGCCUCAGCCUCUCGAGUAGAUGGGACUACAGGCAUGUGCCACCACACCCAGCUAAUUUUUGUAUUUUUAGUAGAGACAGGGUUUCACCAUGUUGGCCAGGUUGGUCUCGAUCUCUUGACCUCGUGAUCUGCCCACCUUGGCCUCCCAUAGUGCUGGGAUUACAGGCAUGAGCCACUGCACCCAGCUCAGACUCAGGUCUGACUUUUGAGCCUGUAAUACCUUCCUUUGUCUUGCGAAAAGUGUCAGAGUUCCAUGCACGGGCUGAAUUUCCAAGUUCUGUUCAGGCACGACUCUUCAUUGCUGCUCUUUCUUGAGAGCAGACGUAGGUCUCCAUAGGCAGGCUCCUGAGAAGACCGCGUGUGUGGGAAUUGCAAGUCUGGGACGGGGGUCGGGAAGGCCUUUCCUCUGGACAGCAUUCCUGGCACUUUCCUCAUGGCCCCUCCCCGCUGAUCACAACUCUAUUCCAGUGGGUUCUUUUGUAUGGAGUCACCUCCUGCAGCUGCUGGAGACACACGACCCCCUGAAACGAGCCCUCCGGGACACCCUCCCUGAGGACAUCCUCAGCCAGGAGUUCCACCCAGAAAUGUGGAAACACUCAUCCUAUUCUGAUGUCACCUUCCACUCAGUGUCUGGCAACCUGGGAGCCAACUUGGAUGGGACUCUUCUCUCCUGUCUCCUUUCUUCCCCAUUCUGCCACGGUCAACCUGACCAUCCACAUCAUGGACCGUGCCUUCAACCUCCUGGAGCUUGGGCUCUGGCUGGAAAAUGCUGAGGAAAUUGCUCGCAGGCUGUUUGGCAGGAACUCAUUCUGGGGUCAGCAAGAUGGAAGAGAGGCUCAGGCAGAGAAGCCCCCAGGACCAGAACAUGGGCCUGCACCACGGCCAGCCAGCCCCAAGUGUCCAGGAGACAGAGCUAGAAGGAUGAGAGACCUUCAGCAGAAGGUGACCCAGAGGCGGGGGGUCCAGCAGCCUCUGCGAUGCGAGCUGAGCAUGAAGGUGCUGGGGCAGGAGCUGAGUUUUGUAAACUGUGGGGCCACAGGGAGUCAAGUGAAGCACCAGUCCCUGAGCCUGGCAGAGCUCGCCAUCAAGCUCCUGAAGGGGCAAGAGGUCCAGAUUAACCGGAGGCUGAGCCUGGCCGCAGAGGAGCUGGUCUUUCCCACAGUGUCUGGCCUCCCUGCUCUGCUGACCCUAAACGCCUCGGCCGCUAUCAGCAUCCGGGUCCGAGGAGUCGCCGACUUCCAGCAGCGCUCGGAUUUCUCUGUGAAUGGUUAUGUCAAGCCCAGUGCCCUGCUCCAGAUCUCGGCUCAGAUGGGCACAACGGGAGCCUUGGGGCAGGCUGGGCUGCGGUGGGUGACCAGCGUCCGCAGCACCGCCAGCCUGGCUGGAGGGAUCCAGCUGCAGAAGGGCCAGGACCUCAAGGUGCAUCUGAACACGCCCGAGGAGGCUGUGGAGCUGCUCAGCUUCAGCUCUCAGCUGUACGUCGUUACCAGGGAUGGCGUGAGGAGCCUUAGACACAUCUCUGUCCCUUCUGAGGCCCAGUCCUGUACUGGUGAGGAAGGAAAGAUGGAGGCUCUCGGGAGUGCCCGCAUGGGUCACUUGGAGCUGGUUCUGGAUGACAGGGAUGUCUACUACAUCAAGCCAAGACUGACCAUGAGAAACCCUGGAAGCUCAGGAAGGAAGGAGCCACCCAGGAGCAGGGACAGGGACCUGGCGGGGAAGACCAGAAAUCAGGAAGCAAGAAAUUUGGAUAUCCCUGCUUUACGUCAAGAAAAACAAAGACACUGUAUCUUUAGAAUGCCUAAACACACUACCAGCCAUGCAAAUAACCUGAGACAGGCCAUCAGUUUUCCACCUGAUUAUCUGUAUCCUUGGCAUGGCUUUCUUGGCGUUCUGUGGAUGCUUUUAACUAUUGUGUUUCUGGGAGUUUCUACCGUUGGCCUUUUCCUCCGAAAAAUUACCUUCUGUCGCUGUGCUCAAGCCUUGGAGAGGGAGAUGGCAGAGAGCAAGGCUGCCUACAAGCGGCACAGAUGGAGAAUGAGGAAAAAGAAAAGAGUGCCAGGGAGACACAUGAGUGAGGAGCCAGCCCAGAAACGCCUGUGCCUGAAGAACGCUUUCUGGCGAGGUGGGAGCUCCCGUGAAGGCAGCCGCUUAGUUUCCGCUGCAGGACCCACACGCCCUGCUUCUCCUUUUGGGGAUUCAGGACCUCAUUCGGUUCCCAUGAGGAACAGCAGCUGCGUCCCAAGUGAAAUCACAGAGAAGACAAAGGUUAACAUGGCUGCAGCACAGCCUCAUCACUGCUCAGCAUUGCCCUGCUCACCCUACCUCAUGGCUGACCCUUCAGGACCACUGAUGGCUUGCCCGCCACCUCCUCCAUCUGGGUGUCAUCUGGGAGCUCCACCAUUCCCAUCAGCUAAAGGUGUUCUGGGACCUCUGACAACUCCUCGACUCCAGUGUCCACUAGGACAUCUGCCAGCUUCGUCAGAUGAUGAGUUUUCGAGACCACAGACACCUACACCCGCAUGUCUUCUGGCUGCUUUACCACCUUCUUCAGCCAAUGAUUUUCUGAGCCCAUACACAAUUCCACCUGAGUGUCUAUGCACACAGCUGCCAGCUUCGUCAGAUGAUGAGUUUUCGAGACCACAGACACCUACAUCCGAAUGUCUUCUGGCUGCUUUACCAGCUUCUUCAGCCAAUGAUCUUCUGAGUCUGCACGCAACUCCACUCAAAUGUCUACAGACACCUCUACCACUGUCUACAGAUGAUGAUCUUUGAAAACC
Molecule: messenger RNA, 5115 nt
Organism: Callithrix jacchus (white-tufted-ear marmoset)
Lineage: Eukaryota; Metazoa; Chordata; Mammalia; Primates; Cebidae
Source: RefSeq, a predicted model, not a curated record